GAUUAUUUCGGGCUUUUUAUAGAUUUUCAUAUUUCCAAAUUUAUUUGGCUUCCUUUUCUCUCUCUCUCUCUUUUCUUCUUUUCAAUAAUACCAUGUUGCACGAGGACGACGAUCCUCUUGGGAGUUCCAUGUUUGAUAACACUACAAGCUCUCUCUUGGGCAACACUAUGACAACCUCUUUAUUCUCUUCACAGUUUGAAGAAGACCCUUGGGGUAGUCAUAGUACGCCUAUUAUACAGUCUACAACUACGGAGUUUGCUCGAUCCUUUACAGCACCUAACCUCUAUAGUAAUACCACCUCUGACGCUGACCAUCAUGCUAUCAUGAAUACGAGUCAGUUUAAUCCUAAUACUGUGUUGGCUGGUGUUCGAUUGCCUGAAUUGUACGAGAAAUUAUUUAUUCAGCAUCAGCGUUCUGGAAGAGUAUCUUUAUCUACGCUGAAUGGUAUCCUAUCCAGGGGGAAGAUCUCAGCAAAUCAUAUUGAGAAGAUUAUGCAAAUUGUCGUACCAAGCGGCGCGUCUUAUGUAACUCAGUCUGAAUUUAAUACAGCUAUUGCUUUACUCGCUUGCGCUCAAAGUAAAAUGGACGUUUCAUUAGAGAGUCUGCAUAGGAAUAGAGACUUCUUGCCAGAGCCUAGUAUAUAUCAAGAACACAAAGAAAUUAAAUCACCUUUGAAACCUGUGGAUGAAAAUCCAAUUACCUCAGAACCAACCAUGAAAUCAAACCACCAACCUCAACUGUCUCCUAUGAAACACACAACAGCAUAUCCAGGGAUGAAAUCACCCAAAGAAUCUUCACAAGAUAAACAGAAUGAAGAGACUACAAAUAACAACCGUCGCCCAUCCUCUUUGGAUACUCGACAUUGGUUCAAAAAUAUCGAAGAGAUUACUGUCACAGUAGCACCUGAGCGAGAAGGGUUUAUAUUUAAACAUGUCAACUAUAUUGUAACCAAUGAGAAAAGAUCAUCUAUUGUCUUGAGAAGAUACAGCGAUUUCUGGUGGUUAUUGGAAGUUUUGCUUAGACGUUAUCCCUUUCGUGCCUUACCCAAUUUGCCACCUAAAAAACUUGGAGGAAGAGAUACUGCUUUCAUUGAAAAGAGACGUAAAGGUCUAUCAAGAUUUAUUAAUGCAAUUAUUCGCCAUCCUGUACUACGCCAUGAUGAGGUUGUCGCGCGAUUUCUAACUGAGCCAUCGGAACUGUCUGCUUGGAGAAAGCAGAAUCCUCCCAGUCUAGAGGAAGAAUUUAAGCGAAAACAACAUCCUAUUCGAGAACUAGAUUCCAUGACACCCACGAAUCUGGAAGAGCAACUUCAAAAGGCUCGUAAACGAGUGACUGCCGGUAUCAACCAUUAUGUCAAUUUGUGUCUGAUCAUGGAACGUAUGAUUCGUCGUAUGCAUGGUCAAGCAACUGAUUUCUCUCGUUAUUCUAUUGCACUCAAUUCACUGGCCGAGGCAGAGUUACGAUAUCAUGCUGGUGAAUGCAGAAAUUGCCAAUAUGUAGUGAAGGGAUAUGAGACAGUAGCAAAACAUAUGCAAACGGAAAGUAGUUUAUUGGAGGAUCAAGUCGGAAAUGCAACUGACGGCGUAUUGGAAAACUUGAAGCGAUUUAGAGAUUUGCUGGUGUCUUUUAGGGAUUUGGAUGAACGAAGAGCAAGAUUGUCUGUCAACCAGACAGACGUUAUUUCAAAGCGAAUUCAAGCAAAUCGAAGCAAAAUACAUCAAAAUAAAGGUGUGCCAGGUUUAGAAGCAGAAGUCCAAAAAUUAGAAGAAUCUGUUCGAGCUGACGAGAAGGAAUUAAGUCUUCAACAAGACCGAGAAGUGUUUAUACAGUUUUGUUUAUGGUCUGAAUUGAUCUAUCUUCACAAACAACAGGCUUUUGUUUCUUCUUUAUAUCAGAACUUUACUCAAAGUACUAUUCAUUUCUCUAAAUUGAGGGCUGACAAUUGGCAAGAUCUUGAAGAGCCUGCUUUUAAUAUGCCUUCCGACGUCGCUUCCUUUGAAUGAUUGUGCAAGUAUCUUUACCUAUCUUAUUUGACUUUUUUUUUCUUUCUAGCUUUUUAUUCUGUAUAUACAUUCUAUCUUUAUGUAACAAUAAAAAAAGUCCUUAUUUAAUACCUUGA
Molecule: messenger RNA, 2119 nt
Organism: Gilbertella persicaria
Lineage: Eukaryota; Fungi; Mucoromycota; Mucoromycetes; Mucorales; Choanephoraceae
Exons: 8
Coding region: 93-2003 (636 amino acids)
Biological process (GO): retrograde transport, endosome to Golgi; protein targeting to vacuole
Cellular component (GO): endosome
Molecular function (GO): phosphatidylinositol-3-phosphate binding
Source: RefSeq, a predicted model, not a curated record